GCUGCGAGCAACCGGCGGCUAAGCACCUGGCCACGCAUCUAACAGUCGCAUCCAAUAACAGUCGAGAUACAAAGAUACAAGAGGGAGAGUUUGAAGACCCUUAACAAAGUUUCUUGGCAUUAAUGACUAAAUAGAUUCAUCAUACACCUCAUAAACAAAUACGCAAAAUGACGGACCUGGAGUCAACGAAAAUCGACAAACACAAUGGCCAUCAGCCGCACCACAACAACAAUGAGAUUGUUGAGAGCGAACCACUCACAUGGAGAUUCUGGCGCAAACAGCGCUAUAUUGUGGUGCUGUUGGCAUUCUUUGGAUUCUUCAAUGUUUACUCGCUACGUGUGAAUCUGUCUGUGGCCAUUGUGGCGAUGACUGAGAAUCGCACGGUUGUCGAUGGCGAUGGCAACGUGUCCUACGACCAAGACUUUCCCUGGGACUCCAAGCAGAAGGGCUUGAUCCUGAGCUCAUUUUUCUAUGGCUACAUUUUCACACAGUUCCUCGGCGGUUACAUUGGCACCAAAGUUGGCGGCAAUCUCGUUUUUGGCCUAGGCAUUGGUACGACUGCUAUCCUAACACUUUUGACGCCCUUGGCUGCCAAACAUAGUUUGGAAAUGUUCCUUGCAGUGCGUAUUAUUGAGGGCGUAUUUGAGGGCGUCACAUUUCCGGGCAUUCAUGCCGUGUGGGCGAGGUGGUCGCCGCCCUUAGAGCGGUCUCGCAUGGCAUCGAUUGCCUUUGCCGGGAAUUAUGCUGGCACGGUGGUAGCGAUGCCAUCGUCUGGCUUGCUCGCAGCCCGCUACGGAUGGGAGAGCGUAUUCUAUGUGUUCGGCACGAUUGGUGUGAUCUGGCUGAUAAUCUGGCUGCUGUUUGUCCGCGCCGGGCCGGAAUUGGAUCGCUUCUGCUCGAAGGAGGAGUGCGAGUACAUACAUAAAACGAUUGGCUAUACGGGUUCAAACACCAAUAUCAAGCACCCGUGGAAGGCCAUAUUCACCUCAAUGGCCUUUUAUGCAAUUAUUGCAUCGCAUUUCUCGGAGAACUGGGGCUUCUAUACGCUGCUUACACAGCUACCCAGUUUUCUUAAGGAUACGCUUAACUUUGAUCUGGGAAAAACUGGUUUCCUGUCAGCUGUGCCGUACAUGGCGAUGGGUAUAUUGUUGGCCGUAUCCGGUUACCUGGCCGAUUGGAUGCAAGUGAAGGGCAUUUGGACAACGACACAAGUGCGUCGUAAUUUCAACUGUGGCGCUUUUCUGGCUCAAACUGUGUUCAUGAUGCUCACCGCUUACAUUAUGGAUCCCACUUGGUCCGUCGUAUUCAUAACAAUUGCUGUGGGCCUGGGAGCAUUUGCGUGGUCAGGAUUCGCAGUCAAUCAUCUGGAUAUUGCACCGCAGCAUGCAAGUGUCCUGAUGGGUAUUGGCAACACUUUUGCCACAAUUCCCGGCAUUGUCAGUCCGCUGCUGACUGGUUAUAUUGUGGGCGAUAGCGGGGAUCGACAUGAAUGGCGUUUGGUCUUCUUUAUAUCGGCUGGCAUUUAUCUCAUUGGCUGCGUCGUCUAUUGGUUCUAUGCCUCCGGCGAGCUUCAGGAGUGGGCCAAGUCGCCAGAGCAAAAAGCAGCGGAGGCCGAGGAGAAACUCCAAUUGCAACUGACACAGCGAGCCGGAUUUGUGAAUACGGCGGCCGACCUAAAGGAUUAAAAGGGACUAAAUGGCACCAUGAGCAAAUUUCUGUUCAAACUGUUCAACGACCGAAACAACAGCAACCAAAUACCAGAGACACAUUUUAGUUUAGCUUAUACUCGUAUUCCAUUCACAGUACCUUAUUGUACCUUAGCCCAUUGACUAUUUGUGCUGUUUUUUUGCACUCUCAGCGAGUGCAGUUCAGAAUAAACAAAGUUUCUUUUAUUCAAUUUA
Messenger RNA from Drosophila grimshawi, 1901 nucleotides. RefSeq names its product sialin (gene MFS9). NCBI's taxonomy places the organism in Eukaryota, Metazoa, Arthropoda, Insecta, Diptera, Drosophilidae. Gene Ontology annotation, cellular component: plasma membrane. Gene Ontology annotation, biological process: monoatomic anion transport; transmembrane transport. The transcript is spliced from 6 exons. The record is from RefSeq and is a predicted model, not a curated record. Gene Ontology annotation, molecular function: transmembrane transporter activity. The coding region runs from base 168 to 1685 and encodes 505 amino acids.